AUGGCGGAUAUCAGCCUCAGCAACCACCACAACGACAAGCUACACGCCAACAGCGAAAUAGCUUAUAUUCCUGUACAAGCUAGACGCAGUCUUACUGCUCACGUCGAUCACAACGCUACAUCAUCUUCACAGAGUCAAAACAUGACCGCCACCCGAUCAGAAACUCCGGAGCAAGAGCGGAAACGCAUCGAAUGGCCUCAACCUGUGCGGAAGUACGUCCAGCGCAGUUUCGAUCAAGAAAACCAAAUUGCCAGUGUUUCCAAACCAGAACUUGAGAAAAUGUUAAAGAAAGUUAUCACGGAAGCAGCCAGAAACGAUACUCUCGAUACUAUUAAUUGGGAUUCCCUGCCUUUGCCGCAGGUUAUGAUACAGAAUGAGCGCAACUAUGUGCUGACAAACUCAUUGAGCUCGUCUCCAUGGGAUGCCGGCGCCAAUGUCGCAGCAAUGAAGUCUAGCCUAGCACAGGCAGAGCAGCAAACUAAGAAAAGAAAAUCCAACGAAUUUCAGCAGGAACGUGCGGACGACUCUCCGCCGUGGAGGAAAGCUAAUUCCCGAAAUCAGCCGGAAGAUCAAGGCUCUUAUACCCCAACUGACAAGCGGCAACGCGUAGAUUACAACCUCAAAUCCUCAAGUAAGUCCAAAGCGAGCCUGGAACUCCGGAAAAGGCGUUUUGGGGACCCUCAGGACUAUAGAGAUUCGUCUCGCUCCGAGUCCCCACUGCCCAGCGCGAUCCAAGGGCCCAUUGUGGGAAGAUGCCAGGAAUUAGAAAAGAGAUAUUUCCGGCUGACCUCGGCGCCUAACCCUGACGUUGUCCGACCAUUGCCUAUUUUGGAGAAGACUUUGGACUUUUUGAAGAAGAAAUGGCGGAAAGAGAACAACUACGGAUACAUAUGCGACCAAUUCAAAUCGCUUCGCCAAGACUUGACGGUGCAACAUAUUCGGAAUGAAUUUACGGUAAAUGUUUAUGAGAUCCAUGCGCGAAUUGCGCUGGAAAAGGGAGACCUUGGUGAGUAUAAUCAGUGUCAGACCCAGUUGCGGGCUUUGUAUGCGCAAAAGUUGGGUGGGCACCCUAUGGAAUUCAUGGCGUACCGUAUACUCUAUUUUAUCUACACACGGAACCAGACGGCCAUGAACGACGCCCUGGCAGAUCUAACCCCAGCAGAUAAAUCGGACUUGGCUGUAAAGCACGCGUUGGAUGUGAGGUCCGCUUUGGCCCUUGGUAACUACCAUCGUUUCUUUCAACUUUAUCUUGACACUCCCAAUAUGGGUGCGUACCUGAUGGACAUGUUUGUCGACCGAGAACGGCUAUCUGCGCUGGCCUGCAUUUGUAAAACAUACAAACCCGAUGUAAAAAUUCGAUUUAUCACGGAAGAACUAGGCUUUGAAUCGGACGAGCAAAGUGCACGGUUCAUCCUCGAGUAUGCUUCUGGAGAGCUGCUUGAGGAAAGAGACGGGCAUGUCAGACUCUUGACAGGCAAAGCCGGCCGACUGUUUGAAGACGCCAAAGCCCAAGCGCACAGAGUUGUCGACAUCAAGGGACAGAUUUGA
This is a messenger RNA of Talaromyces atroroseus, 1548 nucleotides long. RefSeq lists its product as hypothetical. The record is from RefSeq and is a predicted model, not a curated record. Gene Ontology annotation, cellular component: nucleus. The coding region runs from base 1 to 1548 and encodes 515 amino acids. Lineage: Eukaryota; Fungi; Ascomycota; Eurotiomycetes; Eurotiales; Trichocomaceae. The transcript is spliced from 3 exons.